Molecule: messenger RNA, 216 nt
Organism: Prunus armeniaca (apricot)
Lineage: Eukaryota; Viridiplantae; Streptophyta; Magnoliopsida; Rosales; Rosaceae
Source: the annotation of a GenBank genome assembly
AUGACCAAGGACAGCUUAGCCCAGAGGCGGCCGGGGGCACCAGGUUAUACUGAGCCGUACCCACCCGGAAAGCCCAGGACUUGGCACUACUUACUCACUAAGGCUUUUUGGGCAUACCACAUAUCGAAACACUCGGCCACGGGUACAGCUCCUUAUGCCUUGACUUACGGCCAGGACACUGAUGUACCAAUCAAUCUAAAGGCUCGAUUUCUUUGA